Megalops cyprinoides (Indo-Pacific tarpon) is the source of this 861-nucleotide messenger RNA. RefSeq names its product class A basic helix-loop-helix protein 9-like. Gene Ontology annotation, molecular function: RNA polymerase II transcription regulatory region sequence-specific DNA binding; protein dimerization activity; DNA-binding transcription factor activity, RNA polymerase II-specific. The record is from RefSeq and is a predicted model, not a curated record. The transcript has a single exon. Bases 1 to 861 code for a protein of 286 amino acids. Gene Ontology annotation, biological process: developmental process; regulation of transcription by RNA polymerase II. Lineage: Eukaryota; Metazoa; Chordata; Actinopteri; Elopiformes; Megalopidae.
AUGACGACACGGACCAGCCUGACGGAGUCCGAGCUCUCGGAGGAUGAGCUGGAGCUGGGGGGCAUCCCGCUAUGCGCGGGCGAAGACAGCAGCGGUGAGGGAGGGCGCAAGAUGUCCCCCCCAGGCGGGAGCGAGGGCUCGUCGGCCGGCUGCCCGAGCGAGCCCGAGGAGGCCCGGGCUGGGAAGAGGCGGAGCCGACCGGCGCGCUCCAAGGCCAGGCGGGUGGCGGCCAAUGUGCGCGAGCGAAAGCGCAUCCUGGACUACAACCAGGCCUUCAACGCGCUCCGCACAGCGCUCAAGCACGACCUGAGCGGCAAGCGGCUGUCCAAGAUCGCCACGCUGCGCCGCGCCAUCAACCGCAUCUCCUCGCUGUCCGUCUUCCUGCGCGCCAACCCCGGCGGGCCCCCGCGCCGCCCCUGCGGCCAUGCUGAGUGCCACGGGCUGCUGCCGGAGCCGGGCUGCGAGCCGGGGAAGGACCGCGGCUUCCAGGCGCCGGGGGAGAGCUACCCUCAGACGCCCGGCCUCCAGAUCCACAGCCACGCCCACAGCCACAGCCACAGCCACACCUACCCCCUGGAGCAGCAGCUGUACUCGGACUCCCCAGGCCACCUGGCCCCGGCAGGGCCUCCCUCCCCACACUACCCCCAUUACUCACCCGACGCCCAGCUCUACGCGCCCCACGACCGCUAUAGCCCGCCCCUGUAUGGGGGGGGCAUGGGGUACCAGUUCGGCGUGAGGGCCUCCUGCCACCAGAGCCCCAUGGACACCUUCUCAGACUGCCCCCCCGGGCGCCCCCUCACCUGGCAGCUGAGUUACCUGCAGGGGGGGUCGGGGUACCAGCAGUCUCUCUCCAUGCACUGA